AUGAAAUUCAGAAACAGAAAGAACAAGGAUCAGGGUGGCCGUGGCCUAAAUUCUAAUAUGUUGGGAUUCAUUGAAAGCGUGUUCCUAGUUCUGACUGUUACUGAGUUUAUUCUUGGAAAUCUGGUGAAUGGUUUCAUUGUGUCAAUCAAUGGCAGCCAUUGGUUCAAGAGCAGGAAGAUUUCUCUGUCGGACUUCAUCAUUACCAGCUUGGCUGUCUUCAGGGUCUUUCUGCUGUGGAUCAUUUUUAUUGAUAGCCUUAUGAUAGUCUUCUCUUACCACACCCAUGACUCAGGGAUAAUGAUGCAACUUAUUGAUGUUUUCUGGACAUUUACAAACCACUUCAAUACUUGGCUUAUCUCCUGUCUCAGUGUUUUCUACUGCCUGAAAAUAGCCAGUUUCUCUCACCCCUCAUUUCUCUGGCUCAAAUGGAGAGCCUCUAGAGUGGUUGUUGCGAUGCUGUGGGGUGCGCUGCUCUUCUCCUGUGUCUGCACCAUGUCUCUGACGAAUGAAUUUAAGAUCUAUUCUGCCCUCACUAGAAGCAAAGACUCACCAAAUAUGACUGAAUACAGCAGAUUGAAGAGACAGGAGUAUAAUCUGAUGCAUGUUCUUGGGAAUCUGUGGAAGAUUCCUUCACUAAUUGUUUCCCUGAUUGCCUACAUUCUGCUCCUUCUCUCUCUGGGGAAGCACACACAGCAGAUGCAGCAAUACAGUAUUGGGCCCAGAGAUCAGAGUACUGAGGCCCACAGAAGAGCCAUGAGAAUCAUCUUUUCCUUUCUCUUAUUCUUUCUGUUAUACUUCCUUUCCUUCUUAAUUUUGUCAUCCAGUCGUUUCCUACCAGAAACCAAGAUUGCCAGGAUAAUCGGAGUAGUAAUUACAAUGUCAUACCUUGUUGGCGAUUCAUUUAUUCUCAUUUUAUGUAACAACAAACUGAAGCAGACUUUUGUGGCCAUGCUCCCAUGUGAGUGUGGUUAUCCAAAGCCUGCAUCUAAGGGGCCCUUUGCUUCAUAA
Arvicanthis niloticus (Nile rat) is the source of this 1008-nucleotide messenger RNA. The record is from RefSeq and is a predicted model, not a curated record. Lineage: Eukaryota; Metazoa; Chordata; Mammalia; Rodentia; Muridae.